CACUUUUACAAAAAAGUUAACGUUUCGUCUUGGAAUAUAACUAGCAAUUUUCCAAACAACUUUUCCUCUGUCUGCCCUCCACGUCUCAAUAACAAUCUCCAUUUAUACUUCGUAUCUCUCAUUUCCAGCUUUCUAGAGAAUAAGAUGAAAAUCGGAACGAAGAUGCUUCCUAAAAGCAAGUAGCCUUCUUCCCUCAAAGAAAGGGUUUUAAACGCUGGUGCUCCGAGGCCCUGUUUCACUCUCCAUGCCCUGUCCGAACUACUGCUCCCCGGUCGUACUUUAAGGACAACUCGCUCUUGGGAAAUAACUUGGGCCCUCUGGUGAGGUCGCAACUCCUCAGCCUUUGCCCUCCGGCUGAUAUUAGCACAUCCGCCGCUGUCCUAGUCAGAUUCCAGCAAGGGAGAUUUUGGGGGGCAGUGAGGGGCGGAGGAGGCAAAUGUCGUGAGUACCCAGCAACUGGGGAGUGAUGGAAAGUAGGGUUAUGGGCGGACGUGUGGGGACCCUUGCUCUGCUUUUAGGGGUGCAGGGGUUGGGGGGAGAGGAGAUCAGUUCUAAAAUCUUGGACAAGUUGGCUUUUGUCUUCUUAUCUGCCGUUCGGCUCAAGAUCCUUCGGAGGAGGCCCAGCCCAAGCCCCCGAUCUUCCCCUCCAGAGAGUUCCUGUGCAUAAGGGGUGCGCUCUGCGCCCGCAAAACUCGGAGCCUUAACCCGGCCUUUUCUAACCGACCGCGCGGUGCCGGCUGCCCCCUGUUGGCCAUCCGGAAGUAGGGCGCCUCAGGGUUCCAUUCCUUCAGUUUGCAUCCCUCCCUGGCGACCACUCGAUCCCCUCUCACCCACCAAGACCCCUCGGAGACCUCCGCCAGGGGACAGUUUGUGUCGCUUAGAGCUGCGAAUAGGAAAGGGCCAUAGGUGUAACCCAGCAAAGGGGUCUCGGACAAUUGGACAAAGGAUUCCUACCCUUUCUGGUCACUGGGGAGGGAGUGUCACCGUAGGAGGCCUCGGGUGUGGCCUUGGUUGUUUCACCAAUUCUUCCUGUGGUCUUGGAUACGUGUUCCUUUUCCUCUCUUAGCCUUGUUUCUAAGUCUAUAAAAAACAGUGACUUCGUCUUCGUCUAUAAAAAAAAAAAUCCCUGUAAAGAUUGGGGAUUGAACUGAUCUUUAAUUUCUCACGCUCUGGCGGAUACUCAACUCAGGUUUGGACAGAAGAGUCUGUGCUGAGUUAGGAGAGGUAAUUAACUGUGCGUUGGUCCUGAAGAGUCCUGGAGUGCGUUGCUGAGGCCCAGGAACGAGGAGAAUCAAGCUCGAGUGUUCUUCUAUAUUAUCACUGUUCUGGGUCGCUCUGGAACUAUUCAGGUUCCUUGCCCUAACAGCAGCAGCUCCAGACAACCUCCGGCUUAUAUCACUGGCUAUUAUUGCCUGCUGCAUGUGUGCAUACACAUGUACACACAGUGCUGUGGUCACUUAUUCUCCGUGCAGGGCAGCUAUAGCUCAGCUGUGCCCAGGGGGGCAAGGUGGGGAGCAACCCUUCCUUUGUCUACUUCCCCUUAAGUAGACCCCUACUGGUCAUUCUUCAGGGUCUUUUCUCCACCGAAGUCGAGGAACCAAAUUUGUGUCGGUAAAUGAAUUUCCUCCCAGCAAGUUUCUCCAUCUCUCUUCUUGCUUCAGAGAAAGAGGAGACUGGGGAGCACAGUUCAGUUUCCACCUCUUCAAGAACGGAGAUCUUCUGGGAUUUUCCCAUCUUCCUUUUCGCCACCGGGAGCCUGGGUCACUCUCUUCUUCCGCCUAGUUGGCAUCUCUCAUCAUUUCCACUCCCAGACGUGGGCCCUAAAUGUAGAAUCUAGCGGAAGGCAAUGACCAAACAGUGAGGUAGGGGAAGAGACUCUUUGCCUCGCCUCUUUAGGAUUCGUCCUUAAGGGACCGCCUGUCUUUGCACUUGGUUACUGGACUCCUGCGCUCGUCCUGUAGCUCUCUAGACCGAGGGAGUCCUCUUUUCCCACCAACUUCCCUCUCCCUGGUGUCGGCACCUUAAGAACCGCACUACAAUCAGCACCUUUGAUCUAGUACAUCCUGAAGGCUUUGGGGGUUCGCUUUUGGGGAAGCAGCAGCAUCUAGAUCCAGCUGCCCUGGCUUCGGGACCGGCAGACGCCUUUCUUUUACCUCACUCACCCCUGCGCUGCACCUCUUAAAAGCCCGCAGCCUCCUCUGCACGCCCACGAGGACUGAUGCUCCGACUUCUCAGUCUGCUUUCCCGUGCCCCUGUUGGAAAACAUUUGGCUCGUUCUCUGGAUAACUUUGAUCAGAACUUUUGUUUUAGCCCUGCUGCGGCAAUCUCACAAAAGUUCUCCUUUCACGCCGUCUUCUUCGUUUCCGAUCUCUGAUAAACCCACCCGGACGGAUGUUUUACCCUCUAAAGUGGAGGUGUUCGAAUGAGUUCGCUGUGAGUUCCUUGAAUCGCUCAAAUUUGUGGGGCUGCGACAGAGUGGAGAGGGAAGAAAAUCGAGGUGUUUCCAGAAGUCCAUUGGAAUAUUAAGCCCGGGAGUAGCUUUGGGGACGGCUGGAGGUGCGAUGUCUUCCAAGUUCUUCCUAAUGGCUUUGGCCACAUUUUUCUCCUUCGCCCAGGUUGUAAUAGAAGCUAAUUCUUGGUGGUCGCUAGGUAUGAAUAACCCCGUUCAGAUGUCGGAGGUCUACAUCAUCGGAGCACAGCCUCUCUGCAGCCAACUGGCGGGACUUUCUCAAGGACAGAAGAAACUCUGCCACUUGUAUCAGGAUCACAUGCAGUACAUCGGAGAAGGCGCCAAGACAGGCAUUAAAGAGUGUCAGUACCAGUUUCGGCACCGCAGAUGGAACUGCAGCACAGUGGACAACACCUCCGUCUUUGGCAGGGUGAUGCAGAUCGGCAGCCGAGAGACAGCCUUCACAUACGCGGUGAGCGCAGCUGGGGUUGUGAAUGCCAUGAGCCGCGCAUGCCGGGAGGGCGAGCUGUCCACCUGUGGCUGCAGCCGUGCUGCGCGCCCCAAGGACCUGCCUCGGGACUGGCUGUGGGGCGGCUGUGGGGACAACAUCGACUAUGGCUACCGCUUCGCCAAGGAAUUCGUGGAUGCACGGGAACGGGAACGAAUCCAUGCCAAGGGCUCCUAUGAGAGUGCACGUAUUCUCAUGAACCUGCACAACAAUGAAGCAGGCCGUAGGACAGUAUACAACCUGGCCGAUGUAGCCUGCAAGUGCCAUGGAGUGUCUGGCUCAUGUAGCCUCAAGACAUGCUGGCUGCAGCUGGCGGACUUCCGAAAGGUGGGCGAUGCCCUCAAGGAGAAGUAUGACAGCGCAGCAGCCAUGAGACUGAACAGCCGGGGCAAGCUGGUGCAGGUCAACAGCCGCUUCAACUCCCCGACCACGCAGGACCUGGUCUAUAUCGACCCGAGCCCGGACUACUGUGUGCGCAACGAGAGCACAGGCUCGCUGGGCACCCAGGGCCGCCUGUGCAACAAGACCUCCGAGGGCAUGGACGGCUGCGAGCUAAUGUGCUGCGGCCGCGGUUAUGACCAGUUUAAGACGGUGCAGACGGAACGCUGCCAUUGCAAGUUUCACUGGUGCUGCUAUGUCAAGUGCAAGAAGUGCACGGAGAUCGUGGAUCAGUUUGUGUGCAAAUAGUGGUGUGCCUACCUGCCCAUCCCUCAACCCCAUUCCCAGGACCCACUUAUUUAUAGAAAGUACAGUGAUUCUGGUUCUUUUUAUUUUCCCCCAGGAAUUGCAGCUGGAACCAUAUUUUUGUUUCUGUUACCAUCUGAGAACUCUGUGGUUUAUUAUUAAUAUUAUAAUUAAUAUUUGGCAAUAAUGGGGGAAACCAAGAAAAAAAUAUUUAUUUUACGAAUCUUUGCAAAGUUAGUACAAACCUUCUUUCUUCUGAUGCUACAGGAUAAAGGGGAAAUAACACAUAUUCUUUUAGCUGCAUGGUUGGGGUUCACAUCCAGAAGGUAUAGGAACUAUUUUCUUCUCAAAUACAGAGUCCUGUGGGACAGGUGGUAGCCAGGUGAAAGAGGUUGGUAAGACCCAUGAAUGAUUCAGUUCCUAUGGCCAAAAUGAAUUGCAGAUGCUCUGGUACAAGACAAAAGAUCUUAAAUCUAGAUAUAUUAAAUAUACAUAUAUGGCAGAAAUACAGACUAGGAGACACUCCCCAUUCCAGAGGUUAGCAGUCCUCUUUUUGUAUGUUCAAAAUCAUCUUUCAGAAUGUAAGAGCAAGAAUCUUGUAUCUUCCUAAACAGGCAUAGCAUGUAUGUUAUUAUAGCCCACCUAUAGAUACUCCAAUUAUGGAUGUGCCUUUUUCUAACAGUUCAUGAAACUUGGGGAGCUGGUGGGCAGUGUGUGUGUGGGGGAUGUCCCCAGAAAUUAGAAGACUUGAAAUUUCCCAUAUUGAGGCCGUAAUCUUAUAGUGUUAGCCCCAGCUGAUUCUGAAUACCAGACUUUAUGUCUGGGAAGGGAUUUUUGACUCAACAACUCUCUGGUUUUGAAAGCCAUCUUCCUGUCUUAAAAAUGAAAAUUACCCAUGAAUUCCAUUUGCAGACCCUCUCCCCAGACAACAAGGAAAGCCCACAGAGUUGAGCACUGCAGAAGGGCAGAAUACCUCUUUGAGGAGAAAGUGGCAGCCACCUUCCUACUUGACCCCAAGCCCUCUCUGGACUCUCUGUGCCCUUGUGUGAUGCUGACCAUGCUUCCAAAUGACAGCUACAUGGAUGCUCAUUGCUUGCAGGGCAGGAAAUGUACGUGAGGAGUUAUGCUCAAAAACAGCUACUUGGGGGGUUGUUUUAUUUCUCUAAAGCUUUUCUUUUGAGGUACAGUAACUUCAUGUGUUUUGCUGAUAUUUCUUGGCCCAAGGAGUCCACAGAGGUGUUGUGACUGGUAUAACCCUGUAUUUAGACUAUCCAUUUGUGCUUUUCCUAUUAUCCUGCAGGUGUACGCCAAAACUGUUCCUAGUGUACUUGAACAGUUGCAUUUAUAAGGGGGGAGGGAGUGGUUUAAUGGUGCCUGAUAUCUCAGUCUUUUGUACAUAACAUAUAUAUAAAUAUACAUAUAUAAAUAUAGAUAUAAUUAUAUCUCAGUGCAGUCCGCGAUUUAGAUUUACAGUUUGCUCUGGGCUUACUCUCUGCCUGGAGUACUGUCCUUCACUGAAGUCCAGUUAGGAUUUCUUUUUUCCAAAAUUUUUGAGUCUUGACAUUGGCAUGUAACUCUCUGGGAUCCUACCACAAAUGCCAGGAAGCAAGCUAGACUCUGCAGAAGCAUUCAGGGCUGGUGUCCCGAGAUGCACGUUGGUUAGAAGGUGGCCUUUCUGCUUCCUGCCCUCCCCCCCCCACCCCCGUUCUCCACCCCCUCUUUGGUAUUUUUUGUGGGGAGGGCAUUGUGGUCUGUCACAGUCACGGAUCUUGAGAGGCACUCAGAACCCAGGAGCCAGCCUCAUCUCCAUUUGCUUAACUCAUUUCUCAGUGAGGACUGACCAGAGUUCCUGAAGCAAAUCCGCUCACCACAUAGAUAGUUAGUUUAAACAAUGUUUUAAAAUAAGGGCACCUCUAUUUCAAAAGCGGCAUCUGAUGUGUUGUUGUUGGGCCCGAUGCUGGUUUUCAAGGUUUGAAAAGAUGUAUGUCUCCCUUCAUAGGCUUGGUGGCCUUCCGGUCACCUCAGCCCUGUGGCUCUUAACUUAUUGCCCCCAAAUAUUCAUUUCCCCUCAGCUACAGUGAAUCACAAGCAAACGAUCUUGAAAUAAAAAAGCACUAAUUUAGUUUAAAAUGUCACUUUUUUGGUUUUUAUUCUACAAAAACCACGAAGUAUGCUUUUUAUAUUUGCUAAAUCAGAUUAUGUUCUUUUUUUAGUGAUUCAUGUUUAUGAGCAGAGUGGAGUUUAACAAUCCUAGCUUUAAAAAAAAACUAUUUAAUGUAAGAUAUUCUACGCGUCAUUCAGAUAUUUUGUAUAUCCUCUAUGGCCUUUAUUCUGUACUUUUAAUGUACAUAUUUCUGUCUUGUGUGAUUUGUAUAUUUCACUGGUUUAAAAAAAAACAUCGAAAGGCUUCUGCCAAUGGAAGAUAGAGUAUAAAAUAAAAAGUUACUUGUAUAUUGGUAA
Molecule: messenger RNA, 6101 nt
Organism: Peromyscus californicus insignis
Lineage: Eukaryota; Metazoa; Chordata; Mammalia; Rodentia; Cricetidae
Gene: Wnt5a
Product: Wnt family member 5A
Exons: 5
Coding region: 2562-3644 (360 amino acids)
Biological process (GO): multicellular organism development; cell fate commitment; canonical Wnt signaling pathway
Cellular component (GO): extracellular region
Molecular function (GO): cytokine activity; frizzled binding
Source: RefSeq, a predicted model, not a curated record